This is a messenger RNA of Acanthoscelides obtectus, 775 nucleotides long. Lineage: Eukaryota; Metazoa; Arthropoda; Insecta; Coleoptera; Chrysomelidae. The record is from the annotation of a GenBank genome assembly.
AUGGAACUCGACCGAGAACAUUUUCGCGCCAUAACUUAUUACAACUUUCAGAGACAAUUAUCGCAACAAGAAUGCCUUGCUGAGUUACUGUCUGUUUUCGGCAACGAAGCGCCACAUCAGUCGACAAUUUCCUGUUGCCUUAGCGACGAUCCCCGGGUGGGUGCUCCAAAAACGGCAGUCACCCAGGAAAACGUCGAUGCUGUGCGCAAACUCAUCAUUGAAGAUAGGCAUAAAACGCUUGACCGUUUCAAUUCCGGAAACUCAAUAUAUUCAGCUGUUUGGAUGUUCCAAGUUGAAGAAAAGCCAACAAAAGUUAUCCGUUCUCGAACGGGUCAUAUUGCAAACAUUCCUCUUAAUGAGCAAAGAACUGUUUCUGCGGAUUGGUAUACCACCAUUUGUUUGCCAAAAAUCAUCACCCAGAUUCGAAAAAUCAACCCCGAAAGAAGAAUCAUCCUCCAUCAAGACAAUGCAAGCUCGCACACAGCCCAAAAAACAAGGCACUAUUUAACAGAAGAAAACGUGGAAUUAUUGGACCAUCCUCCAUAUAGUCCCUAUCUAAGUCCUAACGAUUUCUUUACUUUCCCGAAAAUUAAAAACAGACUGCGUGGUCAAAGGUUCCAGUCACCAGAAGAAGCAGUUGACGCAUUCAAAAACGCCGUUUUGGAUCUGCCAGCAAACGAGUGGAAUAAGUGCUUCGAAAAUUGGUUCGAGCACAUGCAGAUGGGUAUUAAUCUUCGUGGCGAAUACUUCGAAAAACAAUAAAGUCAUUUAAAAC